AUGAGAACAGAAUUCUAUACGAAUUUAUCUCUAGACUUCUCCCAACUUCUUGAAGACGCAGAUGACUAUAAUGUAAAUAUUAGAGUUGGGGAAAAUACCGAAACCAAAGAAUUUCGCGCACAUUCUACAAUUUUAAGGGCACGUUCACCUUAUUUCAAAAGGGCGCUCUCCGAUUCAUGGGUUACCAUUAAAGAUGGGGUCAUUUUAUUUAAUAAGCCGAAUAUUUCCCCAAACGUUUUUACACUAAUUCUUAA
Messenger RNA from Acaulospora morrowiae, 254 nucleotides. NCBI's taxonomy places the organism in Eukaryota, Fungi, Glomeromycota, Glomeromycetes, Diversisporales, Acaulosporaceae. The record is from the annotation of a GenBank genome assembly.